Molecule: messenger RNA, 1123 nt
Organism: Lindgomyces ingoldianus
Lineage: Eukaryota; Fungi; Ascomycota; Dothideomycetes; Pleosporales; Lindgomycetaceae
Product: electron transfer flavo protein, beta subunit
Exons: 2
Coding region: 240-1013 (257 amino acids)
Cellular component (GO): cytosol
Molecular function (GO): electron transfer activity
Source: RefSeq, a predicted model, not a curated record
CGCACCUUCAUCAACCAUAAUUUCUUUUCCCGCGACAUGGAGGGAUAAUCCAUUACAUAAGCGAUCUCUUGGCAGACGUCGGAUAACGACGGCGGGGAAACUUUCCGUCGCUCCUCGGCUCUCGCAAGCUUCAAUCGUCUCGCUGAAUCCCACCCUUGCUCUCGCACCCACAUCUCAAUUGCUCCUCCAUCCGCGCCACAGCAUUCACGAACGAGAGAUAUUGGCAGUUUCAAGUCAAAAUGUCUGGAUUGAGAAUAUUGGUGCCCGUGAAGCGGGUCAUUGACUAUGCUGUCAAACCCCGUGUCAACCGCGCUCAAACCGCCGUUGAAACUGCCAGCGUCAAACACUCAAUGAACCCCUUCGACGAACUAUCCAUCGAAGAAGCCGUCCGCCUACGCGAACGCAAACUCCCCGUCGAGGAAAUUGUCGCCUUCACUGCCGGGCCCCCCAAAGCGCAAGACAUCCUACGGACCGCCAUGGCCAUGGGCGCCGACAAAGGCAUCCACGUGCAGCUCGACGAAAAAGACGCUAGUCAACAGCUCGAGCCGCUGGGCGUGGCAAAGUUACUAAAAAAAGUUGUUCAGGAGCAGAAGAGCAAUCUCGUGAUAUUGGGGAAACAGAGUAUCGAUGAUGAUGCGGGGCAGACGGGGCAGAUGCUAGCGGGGCUGUUGGACUGGCCGCAGGCGACGCAGGCGAGUAAGGUGGAUAUUGAGGGCGAUGUGGUGACUGUGACGAGGGAGGUUGAUGGGGGGGUUGAAACGCUUAAGACGAAGUUGCCGAUGGUUAUUACAACGGAUUUGAGGUUGAAUGAGCCACGGUACGCGAGCUUGCCAAAUAUCAUGAAGGCGAAGAAGAAGCCGCUCGAGAAGAAGACAUUGAGGGAUUAUGAGGAGAAGUUUGGGGCGAGGUUGAAGACGAUUAAGGUUACGGAGCCACCGCCACGCAAAGGAGGUGUUAAGGUGGAGGAUGUGGAUGGGAUGAUUAGCAAGUUGAAGGAGUUGGGAGCGUUGUAAGGCAGGCGAUGGAUAACGAUUGGACACGUACUGUAUAUAUUACACUUGGAUGGGAUAGAUUCUGACACAACAACAUUGUAUGGCAAGAAAAUAGAGAGGGUUGCAGUCAU